CAGGCCACCGCCACUUCCUGCUCGGCGGGUCCCGGUGCGGCCGGAACAGAAUACCGGGAUCGAGGGAGUCCUGGCGCUGAGUACUGGCACCGGCAGCGAGCGAGCGAGCGAGUCGGUCGGUCGGUCGGUCAGUCCGUCAGUCAGUCAGUGAGUCACUCCCAGUACCGGCAGCGAGUACUGAUACCGAGUGAGUGAGUUCCGGUAUCGGCAGUGAGGUUCAGAUGUGGAAGAGAUAUUCCUGUGAUCUCCUGAAGUGGCCUGGUGUACAUGCUGAGCAAGAGGAAGAGCCCUUCAUUAUCCCAGUCACGUGUGGACCUGAGAGGAGGAGGAGCUGUUGUUUGACCUUCUGAGAAGGAUAGAUCAAAACGCAGACUCCUCACUUUCCAGAAUGUUUGCCGGGUAUGAUGGUUCUGAGAAUACUGAAGUAUAUGAAGAUGAGCUGUAUCCCGAGGAGUCAUCCAGUGAGCAGAGUGUUGAUAGUGAGGUGGAGUUUCAUCUCUAUAGCCAGAUCCACUAUUCCCAGGAUCUUGGAGAAAUCAGUACACUGGAAAUGGAUGAAGAAGCUGGUGUUGCAGAAGUCAUGGGUCAUAGUUCAGGUCUAACUGAGAAACAGGAUGAAGAUGAGAAGCUCACUGAAUUCACUGGUGGUGGUACUCAACUUUCAGAUGAGCCCGAGAUCAUCGUCCUGUCUGAUACACCAGAUGAAGACAGCAUCUACAAAAGCAAGGCAAAGAGGUCAAGAUGCUCUUCAGCUCAAGGUAAAACACAGAUCCACAUGGUAUCCUCCACACCAAAUCACACCAAAGCUGCUGGAUGUAAUGCCCUGUGUCCCCCUGAAUCAGAUGUGGGCACACCAAGGCAGAGAAACAGCACUAGUGGGAGGCCUACCCCUGUCUGUUCUGCUGGACCUCAAGCCAUCCAUGAUGUGUUGGUAAUAGACAACAGCUCGGAGGAGGAGAGCUUGAUCUCUGACAGUGAUAACGUCGAAAGCUGGAUGCUUUUGGGAGCUGGUGCUGAUGACAAGGAUGGAGACAUCAUGUUGAACCUUGAGGGCUGUGCCACUCCUGUCAGCGAAGGAGAAAUUGAUGUGGACUGGUCCAUCUCUCAUAAAGACUUAGAGGCACGGAUCUCCAACUACACGGGUAUGAGGCACAGCAGCAUGCGGUACUACAAAAACGUUACUUGUAGGAACUGCGACAGGCCAGGACAUUUGUCCAAGAACUGUCCCACUCCAAAGAAAGUUCCCCCUUGUUGCCUGUGUGCAGGAAGAGACCAUCUACAGCACAACUGCCCAGCACGUUUCUGUCUGAACUGCUGUUUGCCUGGGCACUAUUUCAGGGAAUGCCUAGAGAGAGCCUAUUGGAACAAACACUGCAACCGCUGCGACAUGAAGGGCCACUAUGCUGAUGCUUGCCCAGAAAUAUGGAGGCAGUAUCACCUAACAACAAAGCCAGGACCCAUCAAGGCAGCUGGUUCCCAGUCGGAGCGCUCUGUGGCCGUGUACUGCUACAACUGUUCCCGUAAAGGACACUUCGGAUACGAGUGCUCAGAGAAGCGGAUGCAGGGAAACAUGUUCCCCAGCUCUCCCUUCGUCUACUACUACGAUGAUGAAUGCGAUAUCAAGAGGAGAGCAAACAGGUUAAAAAGGAAGGUGGCAGACCUGCAGGAAGCUGGCCUUCUGCCGGAACAGUCUGAAACACCGUUGCAGGAAGAACAGCCUGAGGUGCACAGCCACAAGAAAAAGAGCAAACUUUGGAAAGAACAACAUGGGAAGAACAGCAAGAACAGUGAACAGCAAAAGAAGAUGAAGGUGUCCCGGGCAAAGAAACCCCAAGAGGAGAAGCACAGGAGGGGUGUUGAAAUCCGCUGUGAACCGAAGGAGGACUUCCCUCGGGGGUACAAGCAGCAGGUGUGCAAGGGCAGCAGGGUCCGCCACAAGUCCCUUUUCCAGGCAUUCUCAGGCAGCAAAGCCAUGUGUGUGCAGCAGCCUCUGGAAGGUGCCAAAAGGAAGAAGAAAUGGAAAAAGCAGAAAAAUGCUAGUCCUGACAGCAGGGACAAUCUAUUCCUUAUAAAACAGCGGAAGAAGAAGUCCAAACAGAAGUCCUGGUGACAGGGAGGUAGGCAGGUACUGGCACUUGCUGGCUCUGGCUCUGCCUUCUCUUUAUUCCUGUCGCUCUCUUAGCACAUGAAUUUGAGUCUGUCCCUGACCCAGCAUGCUGGGCACCAUCACCCACCCCAUCCAUCUCCACAGCCGCAGGGAACCACUCCAUUUCUGUGAGCUGUCCCCAAGGCAAGCAGGACCCAGUGCUCCUGCCUGGGGUGGUCCUGGAAUAGGCUGUAUGUUUAUUUUCUUUGCUUAGGUGUGUGGGGGGCAAGCUGGGUUUGGCAGGGGUUGUUUCUUCACCUGUGAGGUGGGACUGUGCUGUUGGAGCACAGUGCCUUUGGGGCCAAUGCCAGGGAGACUUGGGUCAGGAGGGGUUGGGGUGGAAAGCGGGAACACGGGUAUAAAGCACAUCCCCUCAGCCACUGGUCCUCUCCAGAGCACAGAAGGGCAUUUGGCAGUUCCCUCCCCGCUGGAAGGGGCAGCCACGUCUCUGCUUUAUGCUCUGGGAAGAAGCAGUCGCCCACUUCGCUCUCCAGUGCGGCACCAUCGACCCACUGCCCUCGGGGCUCAGCUUUCAGGGCUCCAUCCUCCUGGUCCUUACCAGCUGUCAGCAGAGCAGGACUGAGCAGUUGGGCAUGGAACAGAGUUUACAUCUCACACUAAAUCUGUCCUUGUUCCUUUUGAUGUGGAAGCUGUUUCUGGAGAAAAAAGAGCAGAGUAUGAAGAACAGACUUGGUUCCAGUCACACUGUGCUAAAAUUUAAUUUUUUUUAAUACAGUUAUUUUUGUACACUGGAAUUCAGCAUGUUGUUUUAAGGUUUGUAAGAAUAAAAUGCUUUAUCAAAGGACUAACACAAAUAAAACUUCACAUGAGAAAUAUGA
This is a messenger RNA of Corvus hawaiiensis (hawaiian crow), 2985 nucleotides long. It is a transcript of the gene ZCCHC7, whose product is annotated as zinc finger CCHC-type containing 7. Gene Ontology annotation, molecular function: nucleic acid binding; zinc ion binding. The record is from RefSeq and is a predicted model, not a curated record. The transcript has 11 exons. The coding region runs from base 389 to 2110 and encodes 573 amino acids. NCBI's taxonomy places the organism in Eukaryota, Metazoa, Chordata, Aves, Passeriformes, Corvidae.